Lottia gigantea (owl limpet) is the source of this 600-nucleotide messenger RNA. RefSeq lists its product as hypothetical. NCBI's taxonomy places the organism in Eukaryota, Metazoa, Mollusca, Gastropoda, Lottiidae. The record is from RefSeq and is a predicted model, not a curated record. The transcript has a single exon. The annotation marks the transcript as partial.
AUCUUUAUCUAUUACUAUCUUUAUCUACAGCUAUCUGUAUCUGUAGCCAUGAAUAGAUUAAUAACCUACUGUUUCAGCUAUCUUUAUCGCCAUCAAUUUUUAUCUACAACUAUGUAUUUCUACAACUAUGUAUUUCUACAGCUAUCUUUAUUUACAGGUAUCCUCAUCUACAGCUAUCUUUAUUUACAGGUAUCCUCAUCUACAGCUAUCUUUAUUUACAGGUAUCCUCAUCUACAGCUAUCUUUAUUUACAGGUAUCCUCAUCUACAGCUAUCUUUAUUUACAGGUAUCCUCAUCUACAGCUAUCUUUAUUUACAGGUAUCCUCAUCUACAGCUAUCUUUAUUUACAGGUAUCCUCAUCUACAGCUAUCUUUAUUUACAGGUAUCCUCAUCUACAGCUAUCUUUAUUUACAGGUAUCCUCAUCUACAGCUAUCUUUAUUUACAGGUAUCCUCAUCUACAGCUAUCUUUAUUUACAGGUAUCCCCAUCUACAGCUAUCUUUAUUUACAGGUAUCCUCAUCUACAGCUAUCUUUAUUUACAGGUAUCCUCAUCUACAGCUAUCUUUAUUUACAGGUAUCCUCAUCUACAGCUAUCUUCUAG